CACAAACGCCACUAAAGAGAUCCUGGGUAAUUCUUUCAGACUACAGGCUCCACACACACGCCCCUUUCUCUGCCACUUCAGUGAAACUCAGAUGACAAUUUCUUCAUUGUGUAGGAGCAGGAGCAGAACCAGAGACUGGCCUCGGAAACCCAUCCGUUUUCUUGUUGUGUUCUGGCGAGGGAGGGAAAUCAACUGGGAGAAGUUACAAAAGACCUGGACCAGCCCACUCAAAAUCUAGUUCAAUCCAGUAAGGAGGAAUGUGGGCUCAUGCUUUUGGGUUCUCUGCCUUUCCUCACAUUGGGGGACUUCUCGGCUGGCUCCUGACACGGAAGGAAGUGCCUACUUGGUUUGAAAGUCUGAAGAAACCUUCUUGGCGUCCACCCAACAAAAUGUUCCCUGUCGUAUGGACUACCUUGUACACAGGCAUGGGCUACGCUUCAUACUUGGUGUGGAAUGACCUUGGUGGCUUCAACAGCAAAGCCAUCAUCCCACUGGGCCUCUAUGGGGCUCAGCUUGCCUUGAACUGGGCUUGGACUCCCCUAUUCUUUGGCGCCCAUAAGCUAAACCUGGCGCUGGUGGAUGUUCUGUGUCUGUAUGGCCUGGUGCUGGGCACCAUGUAUUCCUGGUACCCCAUUAACAAGACAGCAACAGUGCUGAUGGUGCCUUACCUGGCCUGGCUGACCUUGGCUUCUUCUCUCACCUUCUGCAUCUGGAGAGACAAUCCUAAGAAAGAAAAGGAAAGGAGUGACUAAGACCAAGAGAAGAGCUGAUGAACCCAAAGCUGAUAGUCUGUGGAUGGUUACUUCUAUUAAGAUAAGCACCAGAACAUACACACACCAUUUUGCAUAGGCUAGAUAAGGAAAAUGUGCACAGUGCAGCAGUAUAUCGUUUUAAGGUAAACAUACACCUUUAGGCUGAGAACCUAUGCCUCUCUCUUUCUCCAACAAUGCUGGGAGGUUGGGGUUACACCUGUAUGGUUGUCUUAAAGGGACACUAUCAGGUUAAAUCUCACAGGCCAACUUCAGCUCUGCUAUGCCAUUGUCAAUUCAGAAUCACUCCACUGAGGUCAAUAGAGUUAUUUUGGAUUUAUAUCAGUGCAAAGGAGAGCAGAAUUUGCUCGCAUAUGUUAAAAAAUAUUCACACCUGUGACACGAAAAACAAUUGAGAUGAUUAAAACCGGACAAUGUUUAUAAAUCUAAUGGCUUUUUACCAGUCCUGCUAUUUAAUUUUUUGCAUAUCACUCAGUUUGGACUUUCUAUCAUUUGCCACUUGCUUGUCACCAUUUAGGUUGCUUGCUCAUGACUCGCCUUUCCCUCUGCUUGUGAAAUGAAAAUGGUCAAGUUCA
Pelodiscus sinensis (Chinese soft-shelled turtle) is the source of this 1345-nucleotide messenger RNA. RefSeq names its product translocator protein 2 (gene TSPO2). Gene Ontology annotation, cellular component: mitochondrial outer membrane. NCBI's taxonomy places the organism in Eukaryota, Metazoa, Chordata, Testudines, Trionychidae. The record is from RefSeq and is a predicted model, not a curated record.